AUACCAGAUAACACACAUAACCUGUAACAUACACACACAUACACAUUCACCAUAAACUGUAAUCAAUGAGCACAGACAAUAAGAUAGUUAAGUUCACACCCAUCCAAUCAUUUAUAGAAUCAUCAUUUUUCAUUAAACUUUCCCAACUAAAACUAGACAAGUUUAAAUUAGAUUCUUCCAAACAUGUAAUUACGGGGUUUAUACAGCACCCCAAACUACUCAAUCGGUUCAAUGACAUGCCUACUCUUAACCUUGAUCAGGAUAGUUUUGAGCCUGAACAAGUGGAAGACCUGUCAAAAGUGUUUAUCAAAGGUGAGAUAUACAAUGUGAAUACAAUCGAGGAGUUUAAACAGAUUGACAAGUUACAACAGUUGACGGAAUGGGGAGGGCAAAUAUAUGAGUCUAUGAAAACGGUGACUACAUUUGAUUAUCAAGUGUUUAACCAGUUUUACAUUUUGAGUUUCUCCGAUUUAAAAAAAUACAAGUUUUAUUAUUGGGUGGCGUAUCCUAGUUUCACCUCCAAAUGGUCAAUUAUCGAAGAAAAGCAACAAUCGGAUGAUUUAAGUUUGGUCAAGAUGAUUGAAGAAAAAAUCAACCAACUAGGAGAAAAUGGCCAAUUCUUCCAGCUUGUAGAUGGACAGUUGGUGGAUGCACCCGAAACAGACCAACCAGGCAAGUUUGUGUUUGUAGAUACAUGUUUGAGUAAAGAUAAGAAACCAGGAUCGCAACUCAAGAACUAUUUAUAUUAUAUUGCACUCAAAGGAUUCAAGACUAUUGAAUUAAUGAUAUACCGCGUGGAUGGUUCAACAUUUAGCUAUAAGCUUCAACUUGAAAAAUACGACAAGGUUCCAAAGACUAUAACUGGCUGGGAGCGUACCAGCCAGGGGAAAUUAGGUCCAAAAUUAGCCGAUUUAGGUUCUUUGAUUGACCCCAACCAACUUGCCGCACAAGCAGUAGAAUUAAACUUGAAGCUUAUGAAGUGGAGAAUAGCUCCUGAUAUUGAUCUUGAUAUAAUAAAAUCUCAGAAAGUGUUACUUCUUGGUGCUGGCACUUUGGGAACAUAUGUCGCUAGAGGGUUAUUAGGAUGGGGAGUGAAACAUGUCACAUUUGUCGACAAUGGCAGAAUCUCAUACUCUAACCCAGUCAGACAACUGUUAUUUCAAUUCAAGGAUUGCUUUUCCGAUAGUGGUCAGGGACAAUGGAAGGCACAGCGUGCUGCUAAGCUGUUACAAGAGAUUUUCCCCGGAGUUGAUUCAAAAGGGUUCAAUUUAGAAGUUCCAAUGAUUGGCCAUCCAAUCACGGAUGAACCUAAACAACGUGCUAAUUUCGAAACAUUAUGCCAGUUGUACGAAGAUCACGAUGUUAUAUUCCUACUUAUGGAUUCACGAGAAGCAAGAUGGCUACCUACAGUAUUGGGAGUCGCCAAGAAUAAAAUUGUCAUUAAUGCAGCUCUUGGGUUUGAUAGCUAUUUAGUCAUGAGACAUGGAAGUUUAUUGCAGCCACAAGAUCAGAGAUUGGGUUGUUACUAUUGCAAUGACGUGGUUGCACCUAAUGAUAGUUUAACUGACCGUACCUUGGACCAAAUGUGUACUGUAACUAGACCAGGGGCAGCGCUAAUUGCAUCAGCAUUAGCUGUGGAAAUGUUGGUGGCUAUACUUCAACAUCCUGACAAACAACUAGCAAAACAUGUAAUCGUCGAUAAUAACAAGUUUGGCAGUGUACCACAUCAAAUCAGAGGCUUUUUACAUAAUUUUAAUCAACAACUGAAUUUGCAUGCACCCAAUUAUAAAUAUUGUUCUGGAUGCUCUGAACCGGUGAUUAAUGAGUUUAAUACUAGUGGAUGGGAGUUUAUCAAGCAAUGUCUUAAUGACAGUUCCUACUUGGAAGACAUCUGUGGGUUAAAACAAGUACAAAAAGAAGCAGAAUUGGCUACACAGAGUUUAUUAAGAGAACUUGAACUUGAUACAGAAGAUUAUGAAGCUGUUGAUGUUGAUGCGGAUGAUGAAGAUAGUGAAUGGUUGUCUUGAGCUAUUUUAUGUAGUUUGAUUGUUUGGGCGCGUAACAGAUUCUUUUUUUUUUUUAAUUUU
Spathaspora passalidarum NRRL Y-27907 is the source of this 2087-nucleotide messenger RNA. RefSeq names its product Apg7p (gene APG7). Lineage: Eukaryota; Fungi; Ascomycota; Pichiomycetes; Serinales; Debaryomycetaceae. The record is from RefSeq and is a predicted model, not a curated record. The coding region runs from base 66 to 2027 and encodes 653 amino acids. Gene Ontology annotation, biological process: C-terminal protein lipidation; autophagy of mitochondrion; protein modification by small protein conjugation. The transcript has a single exon. Gene Ontology annotation, cellular component: phagophore assembly site; cytoplasm. Gene Ontology annotation, molecular function: Atg12 activating enzyme activity; Atg8 activating enzyme activity.